Molecule: messenger RNA, 10249 nt
Organism: Myotis daubentonii (Daubenton's bat)
Lineage: Eukaryota; Metazoa; Chordata; Mammalia; Chiroptera; Vespertilionidae
Gene: ICE1
Product: interactor of little elongation complex ELL subunit 1
Exons: 20
Coding region: 247-6945 (2232 amino acids)
Source: RefSeq, a predicted model, not a curated record
UCCUGGCCGUGCAGCGUCGCGUCGGGGGCCGCACCGGGGAGCGUUUCUCUCUAGUGCCCGGGGCAGCUCUGGCUGGGAGAGCCUUUGGUCCGCUCCACGGGGACCUCUGUGCACGGAUGGACCCGCCCGAACACGGCGGGAAGCGGCCUGGCAGGCGGCGGCCCCGGCGACGUCAGCAGAAGCAGUGCAGGGCCAAGGCCGCGGGUCCCUGAGGCGAGCGGGCCCACCGGGCCCGGCGGCGGCACCAUGAUGCCGGGCGAGACCCACUCGGCGGCGCCUGGGGCGGCGGAUCUCUCGCGGUGUCAGGGCUGCGCUUCCCUGCAGCAGAAUUUAAAUGAAUAUGUUGAAGCAUUAAUCACCUUGAAGCAAAAAAUUAUUAAUACAGAUAAUUUGUUAACAGAAUACCAGAAGAAAUGUGAUGAGUUGCAGUUUGCCAGAAGGGAGAAUAGUACUCUGCAUCAUCAAGUGGAACAGAUGCUCCAAAAAAUUUCUCCUCUGCAGAAAUGUCAGGAAGAACUGGGAUCUUUAAAAGCUGAGCUAGAAGAGAAAAAGAGUUCUCUAAAGUUAUAUCAGGAAACUCAUCAGGAAUAUGCUCGUAUAAAAGAAGAAUGCUUGAAAACUGAUGCUCAGAAGAAGAAACUGGAAGCCAAGGUGAAGAAGCUGGAAGAGGCUGCUGUCAAGCAAACUCAGGACUUCAAGCAACUAAGGAAUGAAAAGAAAAUACUUGAAAAGGAAUUUAAGAAGACACAGGAAAGGCUUGAUGAAUUUUCUAAACAGAAAGCUGAAAAGGAGUUGAGAAACGUUGGAACACAAAUUUCAAGUGAUACUUCCGGAAGCAUAAAUAGAAGAAAAGUAAAACUACUUCUGAAGGAACUCUGGCUCUGUAUAAACACAGCAAACAGAGCACCUGGUGAAAGCAGCAGAUGUGUCCCAGGAAAACCUGUCCAAGAAAAGCCCAUAUCUGGAGAGUCCAGGGAAGAUGUUGUGCCCACCCGGGCAGCAGACAGUCCUCCCAGAACCUCUGCUGUGCAGACAUGUCAGGCAGAGCAGUCCAUGGAGAUAGAGGGUGACGUUUCUGAGUGUAAAAAUGUGGGAAAAGAGACACCCAGUGCAGCAGCCCACCAUAAUGAUGACCAGCAUCCCGAGGUUUUGCUACAGAGGAAUGAGGAGGACAGUGCUGACUUUUCUGAUCAUGAUCGCUCUUUUGAUGAAGAUCUUCAAGCUGCAGUUGACUUCUUCAAACUUCCCCCUCCUCUUUUGUCUCCAGUACCAUCACCCCCUCUGGGGUCUGCACACCGUGGCACCUUACCUUCUUCGCUUGCACCUGAAACCUACUUUGGAGAAUAUACAGAUUCCAGUGAUAGUGACUCAGCCCCACAUGGAAGUUCUGAGUACAUUUCAGAAGAUGAUACACCUGAGGCACAGGAUUGUUUUGGUUCAUCCAGAAAAAAUAAAGGAAGUGGUACAUGUGAGGAAAAACUCAAAUCACAUGAAGCCACCCAAGCUCCAAACACAUUGAAAGUAAAUGAAGUGACAGCUGUUGGGUUUGAGGCAUUUACAGCAUCACUGAGAGAACCUUCAACCACAUUCUCCUUAGCUCGUGAAAAACACUGGGCAGUGUCAUCUCAGUUCAUUAGAAGUAGAAAAAGAGACAUUUUAGGGGAGGCAAAAAGACCAGGAGAGGUUAGGGAAAUAGAUAUGUCGAUGCAAGCUGAGGGAACACUUUGUAAACCCACCGGAAUUGAGAGUGUUGAGAAGUUGUCUGGUGGCAUAGCACAAGGGAAGGAAGCAGCCCUUGGGAAGGCAGACAUGUGUUAUUCUCCCAUUGCCAAGAGACCAGUAAGUGAACUCAUGAGAUCUGAAGGAAAAACCCCAUUAUCCAGAAUGAUUGGAUCAUCCAAAUCAAACUUUAGUAAGUGGACACCAACUAACGAAACCACUUGUGAAGCAGAUUGUAUAUCAGUUUCUGAUCAUCUUCAGGGACUCUCUAGAGAAUUGGAAAAGGAAAGAGAAGACAUGCCAGGGUUUGCUUUAGGAGAAUCAUCUGAACCUGAAGAAGAUGCAGAUGAAUUAAUAGAUGCAGCAGAGCUUGAUGUUGAAGCCAAAUUUUCUUCCUCUUCUACCUCGGGAGCAUUAUCUGUCCACAGUAAUCCCCAGUUUUCCUCUGGGUUGAAGGGUGGUCAUGAUACUCAUGUUCCUUCUGAAGUAAUCCCUACUGAAGCACGUCAUUCAGAACAGAAGUUAGCUAGAACUUCAAACAUGUCAGGUCUGCAGUCUGAGCCAUCAGAAUGUUCUUCAGGAGCAAACGACCCAGAGGAUAACUUGCAUGCUCUGAACCCUGAAUUGGGAGCAUCUGAUUUUCAUGAUCAGAGUAGCAGUGGGGUAGAAUGUACAAAAGUUGUGAAAGAUAUGACCAAAGUGUGUGCCCUUCCUCAGUCAGUAUUCAUGAAAGCCGUGAAAGGUGGACAGUGUGAAAGCCAAGGUCCAGGAGCUGAGCUCACAAGUCAGUCAGAUUUCACAGCAUUGGUAGAGUCUCAGUCUGGCUUGAUCAAGAGUGGUUUUGUUAAAAGCACUUCUUGGCACCAUAGUAAUCUGUUAAGGAGAGGUGGUGAAGAAAUGCUGAUAGCUAAAUCAGAACAUCAACAAGAGACCAACAAUCAGUUACCAAAGGCAAUGCCAUCCGUAGAAAAUAGAGAGUCAACAUCAUUGUUGCCUAACCAAGUGUCAGUUAUAACCAAGCAAACCAGGCCUGAAAUGAUGCAGGGUGCUAAAUUGGAACCUUUGAGACUACAUAGGAAUGAGCCUGCCUCAGCAACAGAAAAUGUUGAUAAUGUGUCAUCUAUAGCAAGAUGUUCAGAAAAAGAGGAGACAACCCAGAAUAUCAAGGAGGUGGCCCAGAACAUCAAGGAGGUGGCUGCUACAAAAGAGACUUCACCAGAAGGUUCCACCUCUUGUAGAAAACUAGAUUUUGAUUCUUCAGGUGGUUCUUUACCAGUAGAAAAUUCUCAUUGUUCCAAAAAUAGUAAGUUAUCUUUCUUUUCUGAAAACAUCACAGUCUCAAACCAAAACAUGAUGGAACCCUCUGUGCAGGCAGAGCUGCAGGAGCAGUGUCCAUGUCAAAAUGCCACAGAUUUGGACUCAUCUGGGUUGGGUGCAGAUAAACUUCCUCCAGCCACAGAAAUGGCAGCGUCAGAUUUUCCUAUUAAAGAAAUAUCCUCUGGAGACCCAGUCACAUCUGGUGGUGAAGCCCUGGCCAUUUCAAAGGACUCUCCUAGUGUAGAGCAAAGCCUGGAGGAGCCUCUGGAGCAGCCAUCACCAACUCCUGGCUGUGCUCCUGAAGGUCUGGGCCCUAAAGAUACUACUGCCUUUUUACCAGCGAUUGGCAGAAAAGAUGAAGAAACAGAUGGUGUUCCCCAAAGUAGCCUUUCUGGUCCUCUGUACUGUUACACAGGCAUUCGGGAGGUUGCGGGUGGUGAUACUGAGGUGGAGGAGAGUGAGGCCCCUAGCUGCAGUGAGGGUGAAAAUGAGCCUGAAGCCGUGAUGGGUAAACAGCAACAGGAUGCUGCCGAGGCCUCCAGAGAUGUAGGAACUGCGGAUGCUGGUGCUGCCGAGACAAGGCCUUCCACAGAGGUGGGCUGUCUGACCUCAGCGCUACAGGACUUCAACAUCAGUACUCUCUCUGAGAUAGAUAGACUUUCUACGUCAGAAGUUGUUAUGUUUCUUGAAAGUUGUCAGUUGAAAGAUUAUAGUUCAGGGGACUCUGUUCCUGAAUAUUCUAGCAAAGAAACUCUAAAUGAAGAAAUGAACAAAGAAUUAAAGCAAAAUGAAAUAUCAGGAGAAAAGUACAGAAAGCAAGUCUGUGAAGAAGAAACACUCAAAACCUGUGAAGAGUGGAUUGAAUCAGAGGAAGAUGAUUGUCCUUUAAAGGACGCGAGUCAGCUCACUCAGUGUUCUUUGGAAACGUUGUCUGAGGUGCUCACCAAGAUUGGGCAGGAACUUCAGUCCAACUGUGAGGACUCAGAUGGAAAAGAUGCUAGUAAUUUACUGCUCUUCAGUAUACAUGACAGCCUGACAACCGAACCCGUAAAAGAACAGGUCUCACCUCAGCACCCUUCAGAUCCAUCCCCAUCAACAGGUGGUUUGGAUGCCAAGGGCAGUUCUCCCACUAAUGGGGAAUCUAUUGAAAACACUCAAGACAGACCUGAGGAUAACUCAGAUGUGACCAGACUGAUGGACAGUGGGGACGAAGUCCUGCCACAACCAGCAGAGCCCCCAACCCAGAGUUGUUAUUCAGGAGACGGGCAGACAGCUGAGCACAGUGCUGGUUGUGAGGAGGCAGAAAGGACAUUUCAGUGUCAGAUAUCUACAGUAACUUCCAAAGUUAUAAAUAAGGACCAAAAUCUCGUCAUUGAAAAGGGGGACAACUGGACCAUCAUAAGUGGGGUACCACUCAUGCCAAAUGUGGACCAGGUUAUCCUCUGUGACACCCCUGGAGACAUCCCUGCUUCCCCAGAUGAAGAAGAGCCAGGAGCUGGCUUCAUUUCUGUUAUUUCUGCGGAGAAGUCCCCUGAGACCAGCCACCCUGGCUCUCCAUUUCAGGAGCCCCCCUGUGAUAGUCAUCUUCCAUGCACCCAAGAGGAUAUUUCCAGCAGUGGUCAGAGUUCUAACUUUGAUAAAAGUCGUUUACGGAACAGACCUGUGAAACCUAGUGUAAGGAUUAGUUCUGAAAUUUAUGAUUUUGAGUCUCAGAUUGUUGCAUCGGAUCACACAUAUUAUAACUCAAAACUGGAGCCAAUUGACAAAAACAAGAAUCGAUCAAAGAUUUCAAACAAAGACCAGUCAACCAAACUAGUAAAGACUUCAGCACCAGGCAGAGUUGAAACUAAUCCAGGUGAAGUUUCUCAGUCAUCUUCAGGGGACAGAGGUAGCACAAAAACCCAGAGACCUCAAACUCAAACCAUUCUGGCCAAUGCUGACACCUCUACCCCUACAGAUUGUUCUGCUGACACUCUGAGUAAAAUACGGCAGGAGGUGGGGCCCCCUUUGCCACCCCUGCUUGCUCCUUUGAUUGCCACGCCUCCAAGGACAUCACACCCAGUUUCUCCUCUGGUAUCAAGUUCCAGUCCCUCCUCACCCACCUCUCCUGUUGUCCAGCUUUCUCCAUCAUGUGAGAUCCCAGUGCCACCCAUGAUGUCUCCUUUGCUGGAAGAUCCAGCACAUGCCUCCCCUUCAUGCACAUCUAUGUCUCCAUCUGCUGUACCUGCUGGGGAGAGGAUAUUAUCAUCUCCUUUGCAGUUUUGUGCUACCACCCCAAAGCAUGCUCUUCCUGUGCCUGGCAGACUGCCCCCCUGUGCGUCAACCCACACUGCUGUGACUGGUCCACAGGAAAAUUCUGUUAAAAUUCUUGACACCAUGUACCCAGAGUUAUCUGCCAGGGCCCGCACUCUCAACAUCCUCAAAGGGAAUAUUCAGCUCACGCGAGGGCCACCUGGUGACCGUCAGAAUUUACCAGGGCCGGUCAGUGCUAUAACAGGCUUCAAAGCAAUCACUUCCAUGUCAACCGCCUUUGUCAAAGCAGGGGGCAGCUCUGGUGGUGACUGUAACCAGGAUAAAUCAAGAGAUUUGGGGCCCCAACAAAAUUCAGGUGGGAAAAGGACAUUGUCAUCAUGUACACCGAGGAGUGCUAAAAGACUGCGCCUGGAUAGCGGGUCCCCGGAACCAGAAACCUCGAGCCCCGCUCCAGAAGGAGUUAAACACCCCCGCAGGAACCUCCCUCAAGUUGAAGUCACAGCGACAGAUGAGGAAUCAAGUUCUGUUCCAGCUGCCGGUAUGGUUUCACAGUUGCCUCUGAACCCCAAAGAAACUGUGGAGUCCCAUGAUAAAGCCAUAGCUGAUGCCCUGAAGAAGAUUGCAGAGUCCUCCUUUGACCUGUUGCCCGUCAUUCGGAGUCAUGUAUAUGUGGGGAAUAUCUCCAAAAAGCCUGUAAUGAGAGAUCAAGAGAAAGAAGUUGUUUAUGAUUUCAGCACAACAAAGAAGCAUUUAGCGGAGUGCUUGCUUCACUCUAUUCUCUCAGAACUAAAACUUCAGAAGAUAUCCCUGGAGCACAAUUACAUUCAUGCACUCUGUAGAGUGUAUGUGGGUAUUUGUCGGCAACUUGGAGACUUGGAAAGAGCUCGCUUGUUCUGCUACAGCCUACUUAAGGAAGAUUUUCCAGAGUCAGAAAAAUUGACUUUGUUCAUUGCAAAUAUGUGGCAUGAUAUAUUUAUCUCUCAAUCAGUGAUUAAUAAGGCAAUGCAGCUAGUUGCCAGGCAACGUGCUAAAGGAGAGGUUCUGAACUGUUUAAGAGCUUAUCUCAACUGGGAAAAGAAUGCUCCUGCAGAUGUUGGCUUCAUGGUUUCUAAGCUGCUUUUGACCAUACAGUUAUGUCCAAAAACAGAAUUUCAGUCCAGUGAAAAAUUUGGUGAAGACCUAAGUGAUAACACUUGGGAAUACAUAUUUGCCAUUGAUCUGCUCUGUUGCCAUCAGAAAUGGAUUUGGACACAUGAUAACAUUAUAAGUAAGGAGCUGUGGCCUGUAAUGGAUAAGUGGAUAAAAUACAGAAAAGGACAUGCUAACAUUGCAUAUAUUCCUGACAUUAUUAUAGCAUCGAUACUAAGGCUGAUCGGUCGUUUAGGCCAAUUGGGUUUGAAAGAAGGGUUUCCUUCUGCUGUGAAAAAUAUUAGUUCGGUCAUCGGUAUGUUCAUACAGCAUGCCCAGGAUGAAGAUAUACCAUGGGGUAUACAGCUAGCAGCUGUGUAUGCCCUUUGUGACUUGAGUCCCAGCAAUCCAGCAGAAAUAUCCAAGAUCCUGGAAGCCUGGCGCAAGGAGACCUCUCACAGUGUUCCGUCUGCAGUGGUCCGCUCCCUGGAGGAAGUCAGUGCAUUGUGUGCGCAGGAAUUCGGCUAAGCCCCGCUGCACUGCUCCUGGAGAAGUGCCUUCACCUAUCUUGAGUAUGAACAGGUUAAUCGGCUUUCAGAAUACAAACUGAGGUUUCACAAAAAAGAUGCAAGAGAGAAAAUGCGAAGAGGCUGUCCUCGCUGUGGCAAGGAGACAGAAGAAAUACACAGUGACAUAGCCGUGUUUCCCUAAACCACGUACUUAAAUCACUUACGUCUGUCGUGACUACAUGACAAAUGGAUUAUAUUAUUGUGUCUUGGUCAAACAACAAAAACUUGAACUUAGCCCUUUUUGCUGCAGAAAGUGCCCUUUUAGUCGCUUUUUAAAAUUGACUGGCAUUUUAUAAUGAAUUUAAUAUGAAAACAUUGAUUUGGUUCCUGAGUUAAUUCUGGCCUUUGCGUUCAAAUGAGUGACUAGGAGAAACUAAAUUGGCUAAAAAAGAACUAGAAAACUCUCCACUGUCUUAGAUGGAAACGGGCUACAGAAGUUUUUCUCGUUGGAUAGUGUGCAUCUGAUCCGAGGAAAACACGGGGAGCCUCCGAAACUCACCUUUAUGCGUUUUCUUCACAGGCAUUCUGAAACUAAAGUCCCUUCAGCUAUUUAACUAUUUGCCAGGAAAGGAGACUGAGAAGUCGAGUCCACUGCAGGGUCUGUGUCAAGACGUGUACAUACGGAUUCAGGCACCCAGAGCCAUUCGCCGUGUACAUAGGGACAGUGCGAUAAUGUGUGUCACAUUCGAUGAUGUUCCGCUUUCGGAAUUUUAGUAUUUGUACAGAGAAAAUGGGUUUAAUAACUCACCGUGGUUCUGAUUUGUCUUAUAUCCAUCAUUUCUUAAAUCUCUUGUAUGCGUUUUUUUAUAAUAAAAAUAAAAGUAAGCCAUGUACAUUAUUGUUCUGAUCAGUGAAGACGAUGGCCAUUCCGAAGGCGAUCCCGCUUCUGCAUAGACACGUGCUGCUGCACCAGCAUUUCGCUGUGAGUUCUCCACAACACUCAGUGCUAGCGGAGACCAGAUGCCUAAGUGUUGAUUGGCCUCCCGACUAGAUAUGUUUGUUUAAUUACAGUUGCUGCCCUUUACAAAUUACAUCUGAUAAGUGUUUUACUCCUUUGUGUUUUUUAAGUAAUAAUAACAGAAAACAGAUUUAUGAACAACUCUGUGUAGCCCUUUGGAAGCUGUUGUUUGGUGUGUUCACUUUUCUGCCAGUAUUUAUUGAGCAUGUGCUCUCUGCCGGUUCCUCGCUGGGAGGUCCUGGUGAACAGGCAGUGAGAAACAAGUUUUCAAAGACCUGUGAUCUGGUGGUAGAGAAAAACCCUAAGCAGUCACCCUAGUAAGUCAACAGUUGAAAAUUUUGGUGAGUUUGGUGAAAAAAAAACAUGGAGGUUUGUAAUAGAAUAGCAGGGUAGAAUCUGCUCUUCCUAGGUGCUGGUCAAGGAGGGUCCCUCUGAGGAGGUAACACUUGAGUCAGGACCUGAGAGAAGGGAGCCAGCCAGCCUUGAAAGUAGGGGACGAGUGUAUCUCCUGGACAGGUGAGUGUCGCUCUGCGAGGGAAAGAGCCUCUUGUGUGCAGAAAGGCUUAUUGAGCCAGACACUCUGUUUAAGGGACAAGUGUCAUUUGUCCGGUUAUACAGGUAACUGCCAGUCCCUGGGACCUGCGCAGCCCUGGGCUUGUGCAGAGAUGUCACCUGAGAUUACAGUUCACAGGCUGUUCUGUGGUAAAAGGGUGUGAGAAGGGCAAGAGGUGAAGCAGAGGGACCUUCAGGAGGUAGGGCAGAGAUUACCAUGGUAGAUGGAUUCCAGAUGUCUUCUAGGGGUCAAAUCAAUGCUAAGUUCCUGAACUGGGGUAAGGACAGGUAAGAAUCAAGAUUCCAGGUUACUGAGUUGGGCUCCUGGGGGUAGGAAUCACAAAUCCUGGAUGCUGGUUUGGGACAUGGGGCUCUUAAGACAUCCAAGUGGAAGGGGCAGGGGCCUUUACAGGCAGUAUGGAGUUCAGACAAGAUCAGGCAGAAGUUAGGAAGUUGAUAAGUGUGUGAAGGCUAUUUAAAGCCGUGUGUGUGUGUGUGUGUGUGUGUGUGUGUCGUGCACCAAGGGAGAAAACUUCCCAGAGGACAGAGGAGGCAACCCCAGAGGGCAGGAGGUGGUGAUGUAGUAGUACCUUGGUUGUUUCCUUGCCAGAUCUAAGAAUGCAGGCAUUGGCCAUUUGUGCUUGAAGCUGCAGGGUCAGGUGGUGGGAGCCAACCAGGUGAUGGUUGGGUUUUGCAUCCUGUGGGUGCUGUGACCUCAGCAUUUACCACUUAACAGUUGGCUUAGAGUGAUGCAAAGUAAAAGGGGAGGUCAGGAAGAGAAGAGCAGGUCUGCACACACAUUUUUUAUUUUUUUGAAAAUUUGCCUAGUGGAUGAAUUUGUUAAAAAUGUUCAAAACAUUUUUUUUUUAACCUCAGCAAUUUUAUGUGUUUUUAGUUGGUGGAGAAUAAGUAACACCUGACACUUUCUGCUGUUGCCUUUCUUCACCAACUAAGAGUUUGUCAGUAUCUGCUCUGUGUUGUGACCCGAUGAUAAAUAGGCCUGAACUUGCCUGUGGUGCUGUGUCACCCUCAGAGGGUGAAGCAGUUUAAGCUGUUAAUAAAUUUAAUUUCUGGUAUUCAGACAGAACGUUGUUGUAGGGUUUUAUUAUUUGAAAAAAAUUAAAAAGUGAAUAAACAUUUGAACCUGGAGUUGGGUGGGGCUUUAGGCUAGCAUAGGAGUCUGUGCACCAGAAAGCACACAGGUUCUGGGCACCACAGGCUGGCGUGCUGCCCUGCAGUGACUCUCGGGCCAGCGGAGCAGUAACAGCCCAGGAACCUGAGGAGCUGUUCCAGUGAGGCAGUGACUGAGGGAGAGCGAUAGCCAGUGGCCAGUGGUCUUUAUGGACAACUUCACGAAGCACGUUCCUAGGGAUGGCUCGACUUCAUUCCAAGCACAAAGUCGGCCUGUAGAUGAUACUUCAGGCUGUGAUUUCCCACCCUGAGACAACUUGGUCAAGUGGCUUACUUUGUUAAGAGAACAUGGAACAGGAUCUGUACUUGGGGAUAGAAAGAGCUGCACUGUGGCCGUUAGAGGGCACUGCAGACUCUCCCGUGAACUAGGCUGGCCAGAACACUGGAUGCUUUCCUGGGACAAGCUUAGGUGCAGUUUACACAGAGCCUUGCUGUCAGGGAGACAUUUCAAUUCACACUGGGUGUUAAAUGAAGUUAGUGCUACCACCUGGGGCCAUUAUCUCCAGAAGUAAAUGAGAGAAACUACAAAGGAUAAUGUCAUUUGAGAGACAACCUCCCCCCC